ACCCACUUUCAAUAAGUACCGAUGUGAUCUCAUAAAUAGAACCAGACGGAAUCAUUUUGAGUUAACCGAUUGCACGAAAGAGAUAUGAGUGAAUCACUUCGUCGAAACCGUUGAAUUACUUAAACGGCAUUAAUAUUUAAAAACUUACACUCAGGAUGUCAGAUAUUGUGGAUAUUAUUAACAAUCCGGAAUACGGAGAGUAUGAGUAGUCCAUCGACAGUACACGAAACUCCUCGCUCCAUCAUGAAUACGCUGAAGUAAACUACAUGGGAAAAUUUGUUUCCUCUUUAAGCCAAAAAUGUUUCAAGUAUUGCUCACAGUCGCGAUUGUUAACGUUUUCUGGACUUGUUAUUUUUUUGAUACUGUUAACAGCACUGACGGCCCUGACGAUCCUAGCGUUUGAAAUACAUCAAUCGGCAAAAUUAUCGACAAUGGAAUCAUGGUUGUUUGAUAUCCAACACUCCAGUUUAGCACCCGUACGUUUAUUAGUGCAAGGACAUGUCUGCGAUGCCGACGCCCAGCAAACUUUGCCAGACGUCAUUGGAUCUGCAACGGUCGUCAGCAUUCCCGAUCCACCAUACCGUUUACCGUUCGUCACCGACAAGAACGGAAAACUCCUGUUCCAUGCAGCAGCGGGUUCCCUGUGCUCUCUAACUCUUCAACAUCCCAGAUACCACCCUCUGACGAUAAACGAUGUUCAGCUUACGGGAUUACACAAUGAUACAAUGGAUCUGCCAGACAUUCCUUUGAUCCAUCGACGGUUUAGCUUGAACGGUUUUGGCUGUGCCUGCGUUCGCGUCAUAAGCAAUUCAAACCUGCCGGUGGAAAACGCCUCCGUGACCUUACGUUACGGCCUGGCCAGUUAUAGCAGUGAACCAAUUAACAACAUUGUCACCGCAAACGGACUUUGGACGGUUAUGCUACCAACAGGUCAUUACACUGCAUGCGCAACUAAAUCGGGAUUUACGACGAACUGUGUGUCGGUGGUUGUGCUGCCAAGUCGGAACAUCACUUUCACUAUAGUACUUCGUUACGUAUUCGUCCCACAUGUCGUACGGUUUGUACUGGAAUGGGAAAGAAUGGAAAGUGACCUUUUGGGAAAGAUCGUCGGUCCCGAAGUGUACGGCAGUGAUAGUCCCGGACUACUCGAAACACUGGCCUCGUGCGUAACCUGCCAUGCUAAUGAUACAUGUCGACGAAUAACGAUGACACUGCUGCAUCAGCUGCCGGGAACGUAUCGGUACUACGUGCGUUCUGCCAAGCCCGUCGCGUAUCCGCUGAUGUAUCUAGCAACAUCUGGAGCGGAAGUCAAAGUCUACAUUGAUGACAUCAGACGGGGUACUUAUUAUGUACCGCACCGAAACGGCACCCGAUGGAAUGCCGUCGAAGUCAGUGGGGACGAUCUGGUUUUUAUAAAUAUAAUGAGUGAUGAGUAAGAAAAGCAAAAGAAUUCUAUAGUUCUGUGCAUGAUUAGAUCUCCUGCGUAAAGUAGAGUACGUUUCAUCGAGCUUAAAAGUGAGCAUACAAUAGUAGCGAAAGCACUACAGGCUUAGCGGUCGGCCACUUCUCAAAUUUGUUCCUGUUUGACUUUUUUGCCAACAUUUAUCCGUCAGCAACUAACGUGAAGCAGUCUGCAGGCUGAGCAGGACAAAUUUUGAAGGAUCCUUUCGCUAAUAUAAUAUUGCCUGAUCUCUUCGUGCUGUACAAUACUCAUUGAUUUGUCGUUGACUUUUUUCUCGUGUAUCAGCACAUGCCGUGAAUAGGAUCAAAUAAAUUAAAGGAAUGGAUGUGCGAUGCCGUGAAUGACGUUAAUGAUUUCAAAAGCUAACCGUCAAGACCUUUCAAGUCGCCGUGACAAAGGGCCAGAUGGGACGAUGCUGAUACCGGCCCACGAAGGACAAUGGUCUUGGAGCAAAUUGGCGAAAGACUGUAAACGCCGGAGAUACGCUUUUCAGGAGAAAUCGGGAUCCCUAUUUUAUCUGCUACUAGAGUAGCAAUCGAGAGACUCGAGAUACUCGGGACAUUAGGGGCGGCUUUCGCGGAGAUGACCGUGCAGGCAGGAAAAUCCGCAGCGCUACCGGCGAGCCUCGAUCGGCAGCAAUCUUGAUGUAGUGUUUCUUAGUCGUACAGCUGUACGAGGAAAUGCAGCCGCUGUUUUGGAAACACUGAAAUAUUUUGUGCUAAUUGAUAACAGUAACGCACAAACAGUUACAAUACGUGUAAACAUGUAUCGUAAUGUAAGUACAGCAUAUGUAGACCGUAGGCAACUACCGUAGCUGCAACGAGGAAUUGUGAAACUGACAAAGCUCGUGUUACAGAUGAGGUAAACUGUAAAAGCAGAUACAUAAAGUAUUUAAGCAGAUGAGCUAAACUGCGCCAGCUCUGUGUAACCGUUACGCAAUCUCAAUUUUGGGUAUUGUUCUGCUGCAACUGCAAGUUUGCGACCAAAAAUGUAUUUGUUCAAGGAGUAUAAGCAGCGUUCCUCCGUUUUCGCAUGGAAUUCUGUGGACGUGCUAACCGAUUCCGGGAUUCUGCAACAUGGCACGGUAAUCAACGUCGUUGACAACGGUCUCAUCAUUGACUUUCAUUGUUCUCAGCAGCGGUCGCAGCUGGUGGAAUUCGGAAAAAUCUACGAAUGUUCGGACGACAGUUCCGUGUUAGACUACGGCAGGCGGCCAUUCGAAUACACCGAUACAAGCGCCCCUGCAAACUUUGCUGUGCAAGUGCUGCUACGUACGGACCAAGCAGGUCCGUGGAUGUGGUAUCCUGCCACCUUAAUAGCCAAGACAAUCGACUUCUUUUAUGGUGGACCGUUUGGUUUUGUGGAAGUCCAGCUGGGUAAGGAUUAUACCAUCCAGGAGCUGCUUCCUUUGGAGCAGAUACGCUAUCCACCAUUAUCAAGACGAGUGGUGCAAAAAGACACUUUUGUGACAAGAUCCUGUCCAUUGCCGCGUAGUUGGUCGGCUUUGAAUUCAAGGGCAUCUAAUUGGUUCGUGGAACGCAUUCAGUCCAGGCAUAAAAUUCUACCACUGAUGACGCACAGUGAAGUCGUUGUGUAUCUGCAGUGUGGAAACCAUGAUCCCUUGCGACGUGAACAGUUGGUGGACGUCUACGAUUUCAUCGCUAAACGUCCUGGUGUCUAUAUCGACAAAAGCGAUGCAGAACGAUGUUUAUUCUCGAGCUCCAGACGGGCAGUUCGAAAGCGGGAACGUGAUCAGGUGGCUUUCAACUAUCUGCCGGUAGAAUUACUGUGUGACGUCUUCCUGUACGUCGAUACCGUGACUCGUCAGUGCUGUCGUCGUACAUACAGUUUGUGGAACCAAGUCGUGCAAACCAGCAAGAACAUGGUUGUUUCUUUCCAGCAGCAUAACUUUCUUCGGGUUGAGAAAGAGUGGUUGCCGCUUUAUGCGGUGACAAACUGUCUUUUGAAGUGUAUCACUCCAAUGACCAAGUGCAUCGCUAUAAAGAAAAUGACAGAAGGUGAUUACGAAUUACUGAAUAUCAUGGGUACGAUCAAGCAGCCUUAUGUUAAGCAACUGGUGUUCUGCCAAUCGGAAUUCGGAAUGGGUCAAAUGGGAACUCCGCAGCUGAAGUAUCUGGCAGACCAAUUAGCUGGUCUCCGAGAAUAUUGCAAAGCUGUGGUAUUGAAAGACUGUAUGUUCUUAUCUAACGACUGCACGCCAGUCAUAAACCAUGUGAUUAUUGAUCCGGCUUCUAAGAACCUCGAAGAAACUCUCUGGAACAUCUAUGAAAAUCACCAGCCCUUUGAUGGGGAAGUGGAUUCGCUGGGAGUGUGUAAAUGGUUUCCAUAAGGAUGUCCAGAUGCCAGAAAGCGCAUAUGUUACGUAAGAAAAUUUGACAAAUAUCUGCUUUUACGGUAGAUCUGUUGUACUGAAGAUACACUGUCUCCAGGUUAUAGACUGCUUUCGAAGCAGUGAUCCGCGAAAGCUAACGUUAACACGCUUGGAGCUGACGUUAACACGCUUGGAGUAAUAAAAAUCUGUCCCAAGUCGGUUUCACCGAAAUGAACAAAAUAACUUUGUAAGUACUUCCUGGUUCCGAAGGUGAUGCCCGUAGAAUGUGAUAC
Molecule: messenger RNA, 4087 nt
Organism: Paramacrobiotus metropolitanus
Lineage: Eukaryota; Metazoa; Tardigrada; Eutardigrada; Parachela; Macrobiotidae
Exons: 7
Coding region: 2451-3812 (453 amino acids)
Molecular function (GO): protein binding
Source: RefSeq, a predicted model, not a curated record